UUGGGGCGCAGCGUGAGACCGGGGAUGGUUUAGUGGAUGUCGCGGGGGGAGCUGUAAAACCAAGACAGAAUUGAGGAGGGGUCUUCCCUUAACCCCCCCCUCUCAUUACCCAGACCCACAGCGCAGCAUGGAGCCCCCCCUUUCCCUGCCGGCGGGCUGCGCACCCCGCAGCCGGGUGCCGCCGCUCCCCGCGGCUCCGGGCGGCGCCGGUGCCGGUACCGGUACCGAGCUCCGGCGGCUGCACAGCCCGAGCCCAGUCCCGGGCGGUACCGGUACCGGUACCGAGCUGCGGCGGCUGCACAGCCCGAACGCGGCUCCGGGCGGUACCGGUACCGGUACCGAGCUGCGGCGGCUGCACACCCCGAGCCCGGUCCCGAACCUCCCCGCGGCUCCGGGCGGCGCCGGUACCGAGCUGCGGCGGCUGCGGUUCCGCCAGUUCCAGUACCGGGAGGCGGCGGGGCCGCGCGAGGUGUGGCGGCGGCUGCGGGAGCUGUCGCGGCGCUGGCUGCGGCCCGAGGAGCGCAGCAAGGAGCAGAUCAUGGAGCUGCUGGUGCUCGAGCAGUUCCUCAGCAUCCUGCCCGAGGACAUCCAGAGCUGGGUCUGGGUGCGGCACCCCGAGUCCUGCGCGCAGGCCGUGGCGCUGGCAGAGAGCUUCCAGCCGGGGGGAGCGGAUCCCGGCGGGAUCUGGGAGCAGCAGGUGACCGUCAGGGUCAAGGUGGGGGACAGGGAGGAGCCCGGAGACUUGGGGACCCCCACGAGCCCCUCCUCGGAGCCCCCGCGGGAGGAGGAGGAGCCGCAGGAAGGAGACCCCGCGGCGCGUCGGGCCCCGCUCCCCGCCGGACCCGGAAGUGUGCGCCCCGCGGCCGUUCCCCUGCGGCCAGUGCGGGAAAUCCUUCGCCCGCCGCACGCACCUGCGCAGCCACCAGCGGACGCACACCGGGGCCAAGCCCUACGGCUGCGGCCACUGCGGCAAGGCCUUCGGCCACCUCUCCACGCUGACCACGCACCGGCGGCUGCACACGGGCGAGCGGCCCUACGGCUGCGGCCACUGCGGCAAGGCCUUCACCAACCCGUCGGACCUGCGCAAGCACCGGCGCUCGCACACGGGCGAGCGGCCCUACGCCUGCCCGGCCUGCGGCAAGCGCUUCAGCCAGCGCUCCAACCUCAGCCUGCACCGCCGCAGCCACACGCAGGAGCGGCCCUUCCCCUGCGGCCGCUGCGGGAAAGGCUUCAAGUACCUGGCGGACCUGAGGGUGCACGAGCGCUCGCACACGGGCGAGCGGCCCUUCCCCUGCGGCCACUGCGGGAAGGGCUUCAGCAACAAGUCCUCGCUGGCCCGGCACGCGCGGAUCCACGCGCGGGCGGCGGCCGCGGGCGAGUGAGGGCGGGCGGGGCGAGGCGGGGCGGGCGCGGUGCUGCUGGGGACGGGAGCCGUGUCUGCCGGCGGCUGGUGGCCGCAGCAGCGGCCUGAGGUGGCCCAAACAUGGAUGAGGAUGGACGUGAGCCGGUGUUUGAUGUCUCCCAUGACCUGGUGGCUCCGUGAUCCCAUUCCCACAAGAAAUUUGGUGUUUCCCCACAUCCUGUCUUCCCCCUCCCAGGAAAUUUAGGGUAUCCCCAAAUUCCUGCUGCCCCUCCCGCCCAGCUUGGGGUCUCCCCAGCUCUCUGCCCCUCCCCAUCCACAGCUCCCUGGACCCCCCUCAGAAUUUCAGGAUCCCCCCAAAAUCCUGGACAUCCCCCCUCAGCCUUGGAAUGGAGUUUCUUCCUUGAAUUUUGGGAUUUUUUUCCCUCCUGAGUUCCCCAGGGACACCCCACCCUCAAGAUUCCUUUGCAUCUC
Oenanthe melanoleuca is the source of this 1834-nucleotide messenger RNA. Its product is annotated as zinc finger and SCAN domain-containing protein 20-like. The record is from RefSeq and is a predicted model, not a curated record. NCBI's taxonomy places the organism in Eukaryota, Metazoa, Chordata, Aves, Passeriformes, Muscicapidae. The transcript has 4 exons. Gene Ontology annotation, molecular function: RNA polymerase II cis-regulatory region sequence-specific DNA binding; DNA-binding transcription factor activity, RNA polymerase II-specific. Gene Ontology annotation, biological process: regulation of transcription by RNA polymerase II. The coding region runs from base 128 to 1471 and encodes 447 amino acids.